Uncinocarpus reesii 1704 is the source of this 972-nucleotide messenger RNA. RefSeq lists its product as uncharacterized. NCBI's taxonomy places the organism in Eukaryota, Fungi, Ascomycota, Eurotiomycetes, Onygenales, Onygenaceae. Gene Ontology annotation, biological process: proteolysis. The record is from RefSeq and is a predicted model, not a curated record. The transcript has 3 exons. Bases 1 to 972 code for a protein of 323 amino acids. Gene Ontology annotation, molecular function: metalloendopeptidase activity.
AUGCUACUUUCCAUUCUCGUUGCUGGCCUGGCCACCUUUACAAGACUUGCAUCAAGUGCUCCGCAUGAACCUGAGGUCUCCGUACAGCUCAGCCGUGUCGACAAUACACGCAUCAAAGCUGUCCUUACCAACCAUGCCGGCCUUAGUAUCUCUGUUCUCACGCCCAAGUCCCUGUUCGACCCGAGUCCUGUUCAAAAAGUCAACGUGCUCAAAGACGACGCCUUCACAACCAUUGCCCCCAACGCUAGUCUGGAGACGACAUUUGACCUCGCUGAGACGUUUGACCUCUCCGCCAAUGGUCAAUAUACCAUUUACUCUGAUGAUUUCAUGCUCUAUGGAGCUGCCAAUACGACUGAGAUUGUAGGCUCAGUCCUUUACAAAUCCAACGAGCUCACGAUCCAUGUGAAUGGGGCAAAGCCAGCCCUUAUCGCCCAUGCCAUUGUCAAACGAUCCACUAUUGAUGGGACAUGUCGUGCCUAUGACUGGCAGUUGAAAGCUGCUUUUGCGAGAUGCCGCGAUCUCGCUGCAGGAGCCGCUCGGAUACCGUCUAUAACCAAGUUUGCAGAAUAUUUCAAGACAACUGAACCACGUAUCCAGCGAAUUGUCGCGGCACGAUUCAGGGCAAUCCAACGGGAAUGUGGUGCCGUGAACCGUGGAAGAGCACGCUUUAAUUGCAAGGAUUCUUCGGGCCUAUGCAGGAAAGGGUACCUCGCCUACGCUGUUACGCCAGGAGGGCAGGUUUUUCUCUGUCCAUCAUUUCACGGACUUCCCAUGAAUGGGAGAUCCUGCCACUCGCAAGACAAAGGCCAUGUCGUACUUCAUGAGCUAACGCACCUCGGGGAAGUAUAUGAACCCAGAUGUAGAGACUAUGCCUACUCCUACGAGGGUAUUAAACGUUUGGGUGCGGAUAAAGCGUAUCUCAAUGCUGACACUUAUGGGCUCUAUGCACUGGCGGUCUUAAAGGGAUGUUAG